Molecule: messenger RNA, 1037 nt
Organism: Paramormyrops kingsleyae
Lineage: Eukaryota; Metazoa; Chordata; Actinopteri; Osteoglossiformes; Mormyridae
Source: RefSeq, a predicted model, not a curated record
AGCUGUGCUGUCCUCAGCUGUCUAGCUAUGGUUUACCUCACUCUCUGGAUGCUGUGGCGAGUUUCAGGAUGCUGCAGAAGCCAGCGGUCCAUGGCAGUGGUGCUCUCAGGACAGAAGGCCUCCCUGGAGAUACGGCAGAGACUGAGGAGGGAUGUGGACCAGAUGAAGAUUCAGUACUCGGGGUUCAGGCCUGGCCUGGUGGUGCUACAGGUGGGUGAUAGGGAAGACUCCAACCUCUACAUCAGGAUGAAGCUGAAGGCUGCAGCAGAGAUUGGAAUCAGUGCAAACCAUCUGAGGCUGCCAAAGACUGCCACCGAAGAUGAUGUCCUCCGUGGCAUCUCUGCUGUCAACAGAAACCCCUUAGUCCAUGGCUUGAUCGUGCAGCUGCCCCUAGACUCCAUGAAUCCCAUAGAUACUGAGAAAGUCAUCAAUGCUGUUAACCCGGAGAAAGACGUAGAUGGCCUGACCCAUAUCAAUGCUGGGAAACUGUCCCGUGGAGACCUAAGAAGCUGCUUCAUCCCCUGCACUCCGAGUGGUUGUAUGGAGCUCAUCAGACAGGCAGGUGUGCCGGUAGUCGGUAAGAAUGCGCUGGUGGUGGGGCGCAGUAAGAUCGUGGGAGCACCCAUGCAUGACCUGCUGUUGUGGAACCAUGCGACCGUGACAACGUGUCACUCCCAAACGGCUGACCUCGCGACUGAGGUGAGCAGAGCUGACAUCCUCGUGGUGGCGGCAGGGAAACCAGAGAUAGUGAAGGGGGAGUGGGUCAAGGUCGGGGGGUUGGUCAUCGACUGCGGCAUCAACCACAUUCCAGAUAACAGGAACAGUAAAGGCAAGCGCCUGCUUGGAGAUGUUCACCAACCCUCUGCCCUGCAGAGGGCAGCGUUCAUCACUCCUGUGCCUGGAGGAGUGGGCCCCAUGACUGUAGCCAUGCUCAUGGAGAACACAGUGCAGAGCGCCAAACACUUCCUGCAGGUGAACCAUCCAGGACAGGGGAGCUUAAAUCAUUCGAGGAUGAGCAGACAGACCCCUGUACCAAG